AGUCCCCCCUCCCUACUGCUCUAUAAAAGAGACCCAGCAAAGCGACCCUACCAGCUUCUGGCUCUCAGCCUAGGUGCAGGUGCCGGAAGAAGAGCCCAGAUCUGGCACGGGCCACGGGGAAGGAAGGUCAGCAUGCCACCCAACCUCAAACUCCAGUGGCACUUCAUUCUUAUCUUCCUGGCGGCUCUGAGAGGGAAUGGCAGGUACCUAGAGCUUCAAGAAGCCGCGGACUACGACCCUUUCCUGCUCCUAGGUGCCAGCCCGAAGAGGGACCUGGCUGGGGAGCAGCCGUACAGCCGCACGCUGCGGUGCCUGGACAUGCUGAGCCUGACGGGACAGUUCACCUUCACCGCGGCUCGGCCGCAGCUGCACUGCGCCGCCUUCUUUAUCGGCGAGCCGGAGGAGCUGCUCUCCAUCCACUUCGACCUGGUGUCCAUCGACUGCGCGCGCGGGGACCUCUUGAAGGUAUUUGAUGGCUGGAUCCUCAAGGGGGAGAAAUUCCCCAGUUCCCAGGAUCAUCCUCUCCCCACCACCGAUCGCUACAUAGACUUCUGUGAGAGUGGUUUCAGCAGAGGCAGCAUCAGAUCCUCUCAGAAUGUGGCCAUGAUAUUCUUCCGGGUCCAUGAACCAGGAAAUGGAUUCACAUUAACCAUAAAGACAGAUCCCAACCUCUUUCCUUGCAACGUCAUCUCUCAGACCCCAAAUGGAAGGUUCACCCUGGUGGUUCCUCAACAGCAUCGGAACUGCAGCUUCUCCAUCAUUUAUCCAGUGGUGAUCAAAAUAUCGGAUCUCACCCUGGGACAUGUGCACAGUCUUCAGUUAAAAAAACCCUCAGCAGGCUGCGGGGGAAAAGGAGACUUCGUGGAGCUGCUGGGAGGAACUGGCCUGGACCCUUCCAAGAUGAUGCCUUUAGCUGAUCUCUGCUACCCCUUUCAUGGCCCUGCCCAGAUGAAAAUUGGCUGUGACAACUCUGUGGUGCGCAUGGUCUCUAGCGGAAAGCAUGUCAAUCGCGUGACGUUUGAAUAUCGCCAGUUGGAACCGUAUGAACUGGGGAACCCAGCCAGAAACAGCAUCCCAGAAUUCUGCCUGUCCAGUCUUUGAAUAACCUGCUCCACACCCACCGUGCUGCUAGCUAAGAGUAUUCUCAAAGCUUAUUGUACAUAAUUCUCAUGACCAGCUAGUGAAAAGCCUUUCAUAACAGUCAGUAUUCCCAGCUGUGAACACACACACACACACACAUUAAGUUUUGUACAUUGCUUCCUUUUUGUUUGUAAUAUAUUUAUGACACAUGGCAGAAAAUGAACCCCAUGUGGUAAAUAACGCGUUUUAAUUGGAAAUGUCUAUAGUUCUUUGGUGUGUUGCAAACCUGAACUGGUAAGACAGGCAUAAAGCAAUGGGCAAUGAACAUUGACACCUCAAGGGAAAAUACUACAAAGAAAGGAAAAUGGUGGCACUCAUAGUUUUAUUCCAGAAAAAAUUUCAAAGUCUUGUGUACACCAAAGGAGUUGUGUCUGUUUAUUUUUUGUUUAUAAUCCUGUUUACAAUAGGUAGAAGCUGUAACUAUUAUUUGUAAUACAUGUUUUUAACAAAACUUUGUAGCAUGGAAAAAACAUUCCAUCCACAAAUAUAAAUGUGAAUAAAUAUAUUCAGAAUGUUGGUACCUCAA
Messenger RNA from Heterocephalus glaber (naked mole-rat), 1666 nucleotides. It is a transcript of the gene Crhbp, whose product is annotated as corticotropin releasing hormone binding protein. Gene Ontology annotation, biological process: negative regulation of corticotropin secretion; hormone-mediated signaling pathway; negative regulation of corticotropin-releasing hormone receptor activity. The record is from RefSeq and is a predicted model, not a curated record. NCBI's taxonomy places the organism in Eukaryota, Metazoa, Chordata, Mammalia, Rodentia, Bathyergidae. Gene Ontology annotation, molecular function: corticotropin-releasing hormone binding.